AUGCCUCAUCCAUCACACAAAACUUUGAAGCGCAGCAAGGAAAAGCAACGAUCAAGAAUCAUGAUGAAACCAACUGAAGACCCAACGACCGAAGACUGCGAUCCCACCAUGACAGACCCGGAGAGUCUAGAAGAUUCCAAGCAAGAGCCAUCAGCCGCUCCCUCCCAGACCAGACGUCAGACCAGACGUAAUCUUCGUACCUUGGGAUUGGUAAUCUUGGGCUACGUAUCUGUUGCUGCACUGGUAGUAGGUUCAGUUGCCAUUGCCAACAGCAACGACAACGACGCCAGCAGCACCUCUGCCAACAAAGGCAAAAGCACCUCCUCGGCUGCCUCCAACGUCGGCCCUGAUGGUUUCGGUGAGGUUAGCGAAGGCGGCGUUUACUCGGGCUUUGAUGCGGAUCUCUGUCGAGCAGUGACUGCUGCAGUCUUCUUGACAGACGCAGAGGAUCCUCCCAAGAACGUUGACGACUUUGUACACUUUGAGUUCAUCGGGAGCAGCCAUACUGGUCAUUGGCUUGAACCUUUGGCAGAGAAGAAGUACGACAUGCUUGCAGCCAUCACUACACACACGGCUGAAAGGGAUAUCCAUCACGAGGAAUCUGGUGCGGGUUUCUCCUUUAGCGUGCCUUACUUCUACGAUGGCCUUCGAUUCGGGGGCGUUGAAGAAUACGUAAACUGCGCUGACAACCUGGAUACUUCCAACCGCAACUGUGCUGGCCUCAAGAUCUGUGCCCAUCGUGGUACUACCAUUUUGGAUUUCUUGCUCAAGAGCUUCCCCGAGAACAACGUGGUUGAACUGAGUGGAGGAGCAAAGGUUCUCACGGAUGGUCUCGAAAACGGAGACUGUAAUGUCAUUGCCGGGGACGUCGUGGUAGCCAGUCAUCUCGACACUUCCAAGUAUCACAUGGGAAGCAGUCAACACACCCGCGAACCUCUGGCUAUUGUCACACGUGAUGACGAUGCGCGGUUUCUGGCACUCUUCACGGCUGAUGAACAAGGCAUCACCUCCAAGAUGGCACACGACCGCUUCGUGGAUAUUCCGCACUUUGGUAUUGCCUUCGAAGGGAUGCUAGCCGCAGCUGUCACUGCAGUUGGAAACUACGAUGAAAUGUAUCAGCGCAACCUGGGUUCCAUCAUCCCCCGAGGUGGCUUGAACGUUAUCAAUGCUGGCACCUCGGGCCUGAUCUUCUCAACUCCCUUUGGCUCCUUGGACGUGAUGGGACCAGGCCCCGUUCCAGGUGGAACUCUCGACAAGAUCAAGAAGAGAGGUCAUUUGAACUGUGGAAUCACUCGACGUGCUGGAUUCGGAGUUUUCAACACAGAGAAACUGAAAUGGGAAGGCUUCGAUGUGGACUACUGCAAGGCACUGUCCGCUGCGAUUUCGGAUGGUGCUUGUACACCACGUGGUGUAUCAUGUCCUCACCCGCCACCGAGAGGCGUGCCCAGCCAUGGCAAAGUCGACGUCUUGUCUCGUAUCACAACCUAUUCCUUUGAGCGCGAUGUCCAGGAGCCCACAAGUAUGACUGGAUUCAGUUUCUCGCAGCCUGUCUUCUAUGAUGGGCUCAGCUUUGGUGGCCUGCAGGGCUUUGCAGAAUGCGCCGAUGCAUUGGACACCACCACUGGCAUCUGCGUUGACUUGAAGAUCUGCGUCAAUGACGGAACAACCACAGUGUCGCGGACCAGAGAGCUGUUCCCAGAAGACAACAUUGUGGUCAAGCCCACAGGAGAAGAAGCUCUGGCUGGCUUGGUGAGCGGGGAAUGCAAUGCAGUUGCUGGAGGAUCCCACGAUCUUGCACGAGCUUCCGUAGAAAGUGUUGGUUACACAGGUGACUAUGCCAUUGGAGUCAAUCGCUUUUCCAAGGACCCCUUGGCUUUGGUAACCAACCAAGAUGACCCUGAAUGGACGGACUUCGUUUACUGGGUAGUCACUUCCACUUUUUUUGCUGAGGAGCAAGGAAUCACCAAGGACCUUGCUGGAUCGAAGAUGCCUACCACCAACCUAUUUGGCCCCCUUUUCACCUUUUCACAAGAAUGUUUAUCAAUGCAGUGCAAGCAGUGGGCAACCAUGGUGAAAUCUAUACAAGAAACGUUGAACUGUUGGUACCAAGGGGCGGUUUGAAUGCUCUCAACUCUGGCGGAGCUCAAAUCUAUCCUCUGCCAGGAAUCCCACUUGCCUUGUGAGGAUGAAGUAUAUAGAUAUAUUUGUGAUACCGC
Messenger RNA from Seminavis robusta, 2216 nucleotides. The record is from the annotation of a GenBank genome assembly. Lineage: Eukaryota; Bacillariophyta; Bacillariophyceae; Naviculales; Naviculaceae.